Emericellopsis atlantica is the source of this 1029-nucleotide messenger RNA. RefSeq lists its product as uncharacterized. Gene Ontology annotation, molecular function: oxidoreductase activity, acting on the CH-OH group of donors, NAD or NADP as acceptor. The record is from RefSeq and is a predicted model, not a curated record. The transcript is spliced from 3 exons. Bases 1 to 1029 code for a protein of 342 amino acids. NCBI's taxonomy places the organism in Eukaryota, Fungi, Ascomycota, Sordariomycetes, Hypocreales, Bionectriaceae.
AUGACCAAAGUUCUCCUCACUGGUGGCUCAGGCUUCAUUGCCGCACACUGCCUCGAGCAACUGCUCGCCAAGAACCACACAGUCGUCACCACAGUCCGCACAGACGCCAAGCGUCAGGCCAUCCUCGACGCCUACCCCGACGCCGUGGCCGCCUCGCGCCUCGACGUCCACAUUGUCCCCGACAUUGCCCAGCUCGACGCCUUCAACCAAGUCCUCCAAGUCCCCGGCCUCCAGGCCGUCCUCCACACCGCGAGCCCCUUUCACUUCCACUGGUCCGACCCGCAAACGGAGCUCAUCGACCCCGCCGUCAACGGCACCACGGGCAUCCUCCAGGCCAUCCAUGCCCACGGCAAAGACGUCCGGCGCGUCGUCGUCACGUCCAGCUUCGCGGCCAUCCUGGACGAGACCAAGUUCGCCGACCCCACGCACACCUUCACCGAGGCCUCGUGGAACCCAUCCACCGUGGAAAACAUUCACGACUCCAAGCCGACGGCGUACCGCGUCAGCAAGACCCUCGCCGAGCGCGCUGCGUGGGACUUUGUCGACAGGGAGAAACCCGCCUUUGACCUCGUCACCGUCUGCCCGCCUCUCGUCUUCGGACCCGUCGUGCACCACCUCGCCACGUUGGAGAACAUUAACACCUCCAACGAGCGCAUCGUGACGCUCCUCAAGGGGGGUUGGAAGGACAAGAUCCCCGACACGGGCGCCGUGCCGCUCUGGGUGGACGUCCGAGACGUGGCGCGCGCGCAUGUCGUGGCCAUGGGGAAGAAGGAGCUGGGUGGCCAGAGGCUCUUUACCACACCGGGAUGCAUGUCGCACAGGGAGAUUGUCGACAUUGUGCGGCGCAAGUUUCCUGAAUUCAAGGACCGCCUGCCUGCUGAGAGCGUGCAGGGUGGUGAGAGGCCCAAGGAUAGCGAGAUGUUCUCGUAUGAUGUGAGCAAGACCGAUAAGUUGCUGGGCAUCGAGUGGAUUGGGCUGGAAAAGAGCAUUGGCGACCUGGUCGAGUCCCUCAAGGGCAAGGGGAUCUAG